Molecule: messenger RNA, 1020 nt
Organism: Darwinula stevensoni
Lineage: Eukaryota; Metazoa; Arthropoda; Ostracoda; Podocopida; Darwinulidae
Source: the annotation of a GenBank genome assembly
AUGUGCUGGUCGUCGGGAUGUACCAGCUGUGGCUCCAGUGACGGACGGCUGCACGAAUUCCUGAAGAAACGAACGAAGCCCCCUUACCCCGUCUAUAAUAAUUUGUCACGGUAUGAACAGCUGAAGAAGUACCACGAAUAUGCGAAGCAUAUCCCGACUCAGAAGGAAAAUCUGCCGUAUUUCUUCGUCUUCGACUGGGAACUGGACACGGAUUGGGCCGAAUGUGUCCACAUGUGGCUCAUGGAUCAUUGGCCCCUCUCUUUCGUCUUCGCUGCCCUCUACCUGAUCCUCGUGUUCUGGGGUCGGCACUGGAUGAGAAACCGGCCGGCCUGGGAGAUGAAGAAAUCCCUGAUCGCGUGGAAUCUUUUCCUCUCCGUCUUCAGCAUCCUCGGCGCUUCUCGAGCCAUACCGGAAUUCUACCACAGCAUUCGAGGGAAUUCCCUCUACUACUCGAUGUGCUUGGGGAAUCAUCUGAAGCACAACCCAGUGGUGGCAAAUUGGGGAAUCUUAUUCGCGAUCUCAAAGGUGAUUGAGCUGGGAGACACGGCAUUCAUCGUCCUAAGGAAGCAGCGUCUCCUUUUCCUCCAUUGGUACCACCACAUCACGGUGCUCCUAUACGCAUGGUUCUCCUGUGCCCAGGGGAUCCCCACGGCCCGGUACUUCGCCACUCUAAACUACACAGUCCAUGCACUCAUGUAUCCCUAUUACCUGGCCCGGGCGGCUAAGAUCCGCGUCCCUCGCCGCGUCGCCAUGUUCAUCACCCUCUUUCAACUCACCCAGAUGAUCUUCGGAGUAUACGCCAACGCCUACUCCUACUUCGCUAAGAAGGCCGGACUCCACUGCGAGACUCCGUGGGAAAACAUCUACGUUUCCGCCCUCAUGUACCUUUCCUAUUUCUUGCUCUUCUUAAAUUUCUUCAUCGAUGCCUACAUCAGACACGCCUUUAAGGGCAUGAAGAAUGCUGCGGCCCAGGGAAAGAGCGUCGGCGAGGAACUAGAAGAAUAUCUCAAAAUCAACUGA